Molecule: messenger RNA, 1163 nt
Organism: Arabidopsis lyrata subsp. lyrata
Lineage: Eukaryota; Viridiplantae; Streptophyta; Magnoliopsida; Brassicales; Brassicaceae
Product: axial regulator YABBY 5
Exons: 7
Coding region: 336-830 (164 amino acids)
Biological process (GO): cell fate commitment; multicellular organism development; abaxial cell fate specification
Cellular component (GO): nucleus
Source: RefSeq, a predicted model, not a curated record
GCAACCCCAUGAGUGAAGCGGACCCUACUCGUUAAAAGACAUAGAACAUAACCCUACAUCGAAAUUCCCAAAUCCUUCACAUUGCAUAUAAUAAUUUUGCCCCUUUAACUCUCAUCCUCUCCUUAGGCUUACAUAUUAUCUUCCCAUUCAUUAAAUUACUUUUAUGAUCCCUUGGCAUAGUUGUUGAAGUGCAAUACCAGUUUUUUAGGCAAGUGUCUGUUCGGGUAGAGAUAGAGAGAGACAGAGUCACACGGUUUUUACCUAUAUAAUUUCUCUCAUCUUCUAUCUAUUCUUCAAAACAAACAACUUGUUUGGUCCGAUUUCUCCGAUCGAUCAUGGCUAACUCUGCGAUGGCAACCGAGCAACUUUGCUACAUCCCUUGCAACUUUUGCAACAUAAUGCUCGCGGUGAGUGUCCCAUGCAGCAGCUUGUUCGACAUUGUGACCGUCCGAUGCGGUCACUGCACCAAUCUGUGGUCUGUAAACAUGGCAGCUGCUCUUCAGUCACUUUCACGCCCUAAUUUCCAUGCAACGAACUAUGCAGUACCAGAGUAUGGAUCUUCCUCAAGAGACCACACCAAAAUACCUUCAAGAAUUUCAACUCGUACCAUAACUGAGCAAAGGAUAGUAAACCGUCCCUCGGAGAAGCGGCAGCGAGUACCUUCUGCGUACAACCAAUUCAUAAAAGAGGAAAUUCAAAGGAUUAAGGCAAAUAAUCCAGACAUAAGCCACAGAGAAGCAUUCAGCUCCGCUGCCAAGAAUUGGGCACACUUUCCUCAUAUUCACUUCGGCCUCAUGCUGGAGAGUAACAAGCAAGCUAAGCUAGCUUGAAAAUCGUGGAAGUUAAUGAUAAUAGGUGUUGGAGACUUUGAAGUAAUAAGAGCUGAGAAGGAUAUACAUAUAUAUAUUGUACGAUCUUGGAAUCGUAUGUAUAUAUAAGUGAAGAUAUCUAUCUUAUAAACCAUCUGUUAUAAUUUAGUAAAAGCAUCUUAUGAUUUAUGUUUAUGGUAUUUGUAUGGUUCGUCUCACAAGAUGUAUGAGUUCCUUCAGGAUUUUAUGAAUCUAAAAAAAAAAAAAAUGUAAUCUACUUCUUGAGAAGGCAUGGAUUAUUGCGAAACUAUCUUUUACUUUGAAUUUUGAAUGAGAAAAAUAUCAUUUAAAUCA